GGUCGUCAUACAUGCUUAUGAAAUUUGCUGAAAAUAAGGAUAAAUUGUUGACGGAAACAAAGCAAGCUGCGUGGAAUCUGUAAAACUAAUCAUCAUGUUGCGCAUCUACCAAAACACUUACCGGCGUACUGCAAAAAGAGCUGUUGUAUACUCCACCAAGGUAGUUUGCUGUAACCACUCGACACUAUGCAACAUCAACGGUCACCCACGCCGGACGCAAAGAGCAGGUGCGUCCUGGGAGAGAUACAGUCAGAACCAGCGCGAUGGAUUUUUAGCCCACAAUCAAGCCAAGGGAUGGACUAUACCGCCGUCGCGGGGCUACGGAAUGUUAGUGGUGCGCAUCUUAAGAGGCGCCAUGAAAUUGCGUUACCUUGUGUUGGGUGGAGCCAUAGGCGGGGGUGUGUCACUUAGCAAAAAAUAUGAAGACUGGAAAGAUGGUCUGCCUGACUUAAAGUGGCUUGAGGAUGCGUUGCCGCAAGGUGAAAAAUGGAGUCAGUUCUCAAGAAAGCUGAUUGAAGUUGGGAGUGUUGUCAAGGAGGCCAUCGAUAUCGAUCCGAAGCUAAAACAGCUUGGUGAGGAUAAAUUAACGGAAUGGCGCUCUUGGUUCGAUAAUCGUCUGGAUGAUGCGAUUGAGGCGGCCGAUUAUCAAGGAACUCAUAUUGUUGAAACUAAAGACGACAUCAAAGCAAAGACAACUGUAGCAGCUCUGGGAAUUUCUGCCGAUGAGAGUCGCAAAAAAUAUGAUAAACUACAAAGUCAAGUGGAAACUCUUCAGACGGAAAUAAUGAACGUGCAAAUUAAAUAUCAAAAGGAGCUGGAGAAAAUGGAGAAGGAAAAUCGAGAACUGCGUCAGCAGUAUCUAAUACUCAAAACCAAUAAGAAGACUACCGCAAAAAAAAUCAAAAAGUCUCUCAUUGAUAUGUACUCUGAGGUGCUUGACGAACUAUCUGGCUAUGAUACCGGUUAUACCAUGGCGGACCAUUUGCCACGAGUGGUUGUUGUUGGAGACCAGAGCAGUGGCAAGACAUCCGUACUUGAAUCCAUAGCCAAGGCUCGUAUCUUUCCUCGUGGAAGUGGUGAAAUGAUGACGCGAGCACCUGUUAAGGUUACCCUGGCUGAAGGCCCUUAUCAUGUUGCGCAGUUUCGAGACUCUGACCGUGAAUACGACUUGACAAAGGAAGCUGAUCUCUCAGAUUUACGACGUGAAGUUGAAUUUCGCAUGCGCGCUUCAGUACGUGGUGGCAAGACCGUCAGCAAUGAGGUGAUUGCCAUGACGGUCAAGGGUCCCGGACUGCAGCGAAUGGUACUGGUCGAUUUACCAGGCAUUAUUUCGACAAUGACAGUGGACAUGGCAUCGGACACUAAGGACUCGAUCCAUCAAAUGACAAAGCAUUAUAUGAGCAAUCCUAACGCUAUUAUUCUUUGCAUACAAGAUGGUUCUGUGGAUGCAGAGCGUAGUAAUGUCACCGAUUUGGUCAUGCAAUGCGAUCCUCUGGGCAGACGUACUAUCUUUGUGCUGACAAAGGUUGAUUUGGCAGAGGAACUAGCUGAUCCAGAUAGGAUAAGGAAAAUUCUUUCCGGCAAACUGUUUCCCAUGAAGGCACUGGGUUACUAUGCAGUUGUUACGGGUCGUGGCCGCAAAGAUGACAGCAUCGAUGCUAUACGGCAGUACGAGGAGGAUUUCUUCAAGAACUCAAAACUUUUUCAUCGACGAGGCGUAAUUAUGCCCCACCAGGUAACCAGCAGAAAUCUGAGCUUAGCUGUUUCGGAUCGUUUCUGGAAAAUGGUGCGGGAAACCAUUGAGCAGCAGGCGGAUGCAUUUAAGGCAACCAGAUUUAAUCUGGAAACCGAAUGGAAAAACAAUUUUCCCAGGUUACGUGAAUCAGGCCGGGAUGAGCUGUUUGACAAAGCCAAAGGAGAAAUACUGGACGAGGUCGUGACGCUUUCGCAAAUUUCGGCAAAAAAGUGGGAGGAGGCCCUGAACGAGAAAUUAUGGGAAAAGCUUUCAAAUUAUGUGUUUGAAAACGUAUACCUGCCCGCCGCACAGUCAGGUUCUCAAAAUUCAUUCAAUACCAUGGUGGACAUUAAACUGCGUCAAUGGGCGGAACAAGCGUUGCCCGCCAAAUCUGUUGAAGCUGGGUGGGAGGCUUUGCAGCAAGAGUUCAUAACACUGAUGGAGAAAGCAAAGAAAUCUCAGGAUCACGAUGGUAUAUUUGAUUCACUGAAAGCCGCUGUCGUAGAUGAGGCCAUACGCAGGCAUAGUUGGGAAGACAAAGCUAUUGAUAUGCUUCGCGUAAUACAACUCAACACUUUGGAGGAUCGCUUCGUUCAUGACAAAAAUGAAUGGGAUCAGGCGGUACGCUUCCUUGAGAAUUCGGUAAAAUCUAAGCUCGUACAGACCGAUGAAACAUUGAGUCAAAUGUUUGGACCUGGCCAGAUCACGCGAAUAACGCAUUGGAAGUCAUUAACGCAAGACCAACAGAAGCGCAGAUCGGUCAAAGGAGAACUGGACAAAAUUCUCAAAAAUGAUUCGAAGCAUUUGCCCACAUUGACUUACGAUGAGCUGACAACAGUGCGAAAGAACCUCCAACGCGAAAAUGUCGAUGUAGAUACGGAUUAUAUACGACAAACGUGGUUCCCAGUCUACAGAAAACAUUUCUUGCAACAGGCUUUGCACCGAGCCAACGACUGCCGAAAAGCGUACUAUCUGUACAGCCAGCAAGGUGCCGAGUGUGAGAUUUCCAGUAGCGAUGUCGUACUCUUUUGGCGCAUACAACAAGUCAUCAAAGUCACGAGCAACGCGCUGCGGCAGCAAGUGAUAAACCGAGAGGCUAGACGUUUAGAUAAGGAGAUAAAAGCAGUGCUUGACGAGUUUAGCGACGAUGAGGAAAAGAAAGCGCAGCUUCUGACAGGCAAACGAGUGCUACUAGCGGAGGAGUUGAUCAAAGUGCGACACAUACAGGAGAAGUUGGAGGAGUUUAUCAAUUCACUCAACCAGGAGAAAUAGUGUGCCAUUACCAAAAAUGAAUGUUGGUUGGAUCUCGCUCUAGUCGUUUGCAGCACAAAUGAAGCUCUGUCGCACACUAGGGCUGCUGUGUGUGGUUAAUGCAAGUUCCAACUGUGUAGCAACAACUGCGUUACUUAUUUAAUUAAAUAAUUUAAGUUUAAAAAAUCGUUGUUCAUAGACAUUGCUUGGUUGGAAAUUUCCUUUAUACUAGCUAUUAUUAUUAUUUAGUGCAGCAAAUGUUGCUGCAUACCGAAAUUGUAAUAAAAUCGAAAACAUUGUUAGUUUGUAUUUAUUACUAAAA
Molecule: messenger RNA, 3308 nt
Organism: Scaptodrosophila lebanonensis
Lineage: Eukaryota; Metazoa; Arthropoda; Insecta; Diptera; Drosophilidae
Gene: Opa1
Product: dynamin-like 120 kDa protein, mitochondrial
Exons: 15
Coding region: 95-3007 (970 amino acids)
Biological process (GO): mitochondrial fusion
Cellular component (GO): microtubule; mitochondrial membrane; cytoplasm
Molecular function (GO): GTP binding; GTPase activity; microtubule binding
Source: RefSeq, a predicted model, not a curated record